Molecule: messenger RNA, 1704 nt
Organism: Paramecium primaurelia
Lineage: Eukaryota; Ciliophora; Oligohymenophorea; Peniculida; Parameciidae
Source: the annotation of a GenBank genome assembly
AUGGGUUGUGGAUCUGGUAAACCUGUGGAAGUUGAUAAUCCAAACAAGAGUAGUUAAACUUAUUUUACACUUAGUUAAGGAUGUUGCUCAUUUCUAAAUUUCUACGUCAGGCAUGGUUGCUGAAAAACAAGGAUCAAUAUUAAAUGAUUAUACUCUCCUUAAACCUCCUAUUGGAAAAGGUUUUAAUUAAUUAAUAUACUUAGGGGCAUUUGGAGAAGUCAGAAAGGGCAUCCAUAAAGUUACAAAUCAAAUUAGAGCUAUAAAAGUAAUUUCGAAAGAAAAAGCAAGCAAAGCAGAAGUAGAAAGAUUGAGAAUAGAGAUUGAAAUCUUAAAACGAUUAGUAACACUUAAUUAAAACAAAAGGAUCAUCCAAACAUAAUAAAAAUUUAUGAGUUCUAUCAGGAUCAUAAAAAUAUAUAUAUAGUAACAGAAUUGUGUACAGGAGGAGAACUUUUUGAUAAAAUUUAAGAUCAAUAAGCUUUCUCUGAGAGAAAGGCAGCAGAGACUAUGAAACAAAUUCUUAGUGCUGUUAAUUAUCUUCAUAAAAGUAAGAUAGUACAUAGGUUUAUAAUUAUAUAUUAAUGAAUUAGAGAUUUGAAACCAGAGAACAUUUUAUAUGAGGCAAAUAAGCCUUAAGCACUAUUAAAGAUAGUAGAUUUUGGUACUAGUAGAGUAUUUGAAGCAGGUUACAAAAUGAAUUAGAAAUUGGGAACUGUAUAAAUAUAUUUAAUUAAAAAAAAGCCUUAUUAUAUAGCACCUGAAGUUUUGGAAAGAAAAUAUGAUGAAAAAUGUGAUGUAUGGUCAUGUGGUGUGAUAUUAUAUAUUUUACUUUGUGGACUUCCACCAUUUAAUGGUGAAAAUGAUGAAGAGAUUUUAGAAAAUGUUAGAGAAGGUUAAUUAACAUUUGAUGGAGAAGAAUGGAAUUAAAUUUCAUAUGAAGCAAAAUUACUGAUUACAAAAAUGUUAGAAAGAGAUCCUAAAAAGAGGAUUAGUGCUGAAUCAGCUUAAAGAGAUCCAUGGAUAACUACAUAUGUUAAAAAGACUGAGAUGAAUUUACCUUAAUUAACAAAAGUUUUAAAUAAUUUAAGAAAUUUCAGAGUGGAAAAGAAAUUCUAAGAGGCUGCAUUAACUUUCAUGGUUAAUCAAAUGGCUACAAGUUAAGAGAAAUAAGAAUUAUUAUAAUAAUUUUAAGCACUUGAUUUAAAUGGAGAUGGAAGACUUUCAAAAGAAGAAUUAAUUAUUGGUAUUUAAUAAUAUAUAUAUAUAUGAUAGGAUAUUCAAAAGUAAUGAGUUAUACAGAUGCAGAAUUAGAAGUGACUAAAUUAAUGAAAUAUAUAGAUUAAGAUAAAAAUGGAAGUAUUGAUUAUUCAGGUAAGAUAUGUAUAUAUAAUUAUAUAUAGAAUUUGUUUUGGCUACAUUUAAUAAGGUGAAACUUAUUGAAGAUGCAAGAUUAGAAUAAGCAUUUAGAAUGUUUGAUAAAGAUGGUAGUGGUUCAAUAUCAAUUGAUGAAAUCAAAGGAAUAUUUGGAUGUAAUGAAGCAGCUGUUAGUGAUGAAGUAUGGAAGGAAUUAUUGGCAGAAGUUGAUGCAAAUGGUGAUGGAUCUGUAUUAAUUUUAUUUAUUUUAAGAUAUCCUUUUAAGAGUUUAAAGAAAUUAUUAUCAAAGCAAUCAAUGCUAAUAAUCCAGAUUAAAAGACUGGAAAAUGA